Molecule: messenger RNA, 360 nt
Organism: Penicillium argentinense
Lineage: Eukaryota; Fungi; Ascomycota; Eurotiomycetes; Eurotiales; Aspergillaceae
Product: alpha-ketoglutarate dehydrogenase subunit KGD4
Exons: 2
Coding region: 1-360 (119 amino acids)
Biological process (GO): 2-oxoglutarate metabolic process
Source: RefSeq, a predicted model, not a curated record
AUGCGUGCCACCUUCGCUCUCUGCAACACUGCUCGCACCCCUCUGAUCCGCUUCGUUGGCAAGCGAUCGGCCCCUAAGUCCGUCGACCACACUCCUCGCGUUCACCCCGCCUCUCCUGUCGGUGCUCUCCCCGAUUCCUUCGCCGCCUACCGCGCCAAGGCCCAGCAGCACGGCCCUCUCGGUCGCGCCUCGUUCAAUAGCGGCAUUGGUGGUCAGUCCGGCCACUCGCUCGGCCCCGUUCGUCCCCAGGCGGGCGAAUUCUUCGACCGCACAGAGCUGCCUGCCCGUUUCGGCCGUCUCUCCUUCACCGAGGCCGAGAUGGAGGCGAUCGAAACUGGCGGUGCUAGUAUGUACGCGUAA